Molecule: messenger RNA, 1057 nt
Organism: Truncatella angustata
Lineage: Eukaryota; Fungi; Ascomycota; Sordariomycetes; Amphisphaeriales; Sporocadaceae
Product: methionine-R-sulfoxide reductase-like protein SelR
Exons: 2
Coding region: 215-820 (201 amino acids)
Biological process (GO): response to oxidative stress; protein repair
Molecular function (GO): peptide-methionine (R)-S-oxide reductase activity
Source: RefSeq, a predicted model, not a curated record
CGCUGGUUGCUGGUCGAUGGCAUCAUGAUGCGCGUCCAGGUACAAUUCCAAAUCUCGGAACUCCUUCGAGACUGAUCACUCGGGCUGACUGGUGAAUCUUCUCGUAUCUUUACCGUCAAGUAGCCAUCCAAACUUCCUAUAUAACCAACACUCCAAACAAUUUUUUUACUCAUUCCGGUCAAGUUUUUAAAACUGUUGACCAUAUCAAGGACUCAUGCGCUUGCCGCCCUUCUCCAGCUUCGUCCGCACCUUUUACACCUUUGCUGGCUUCACAAGAGCUCGGGCCUCGGCGCACCAAUCACUGCCUCGCAAACCAGCAACUUUGAGCUCUAUGCCCACUAUUCCUUUCUUCGGCAGCCUUUUCAGUUCGUCCAGCUCUAGCAAGAUGUCUUAUCCCGAUCAGCGCUCCGACGACGAGUGGCGCGCUGUGCUGAACCCGAAGCAGUUCAAAAUUCUGAGACAAAAGGGCACAGAGCUUCCUAACUCGGGAGACUAUAACACCCAUAAAGCAGACGGAGUUUACAACUGUGCCGGUUGCGACGCUCCGCUGUACAAGUCUAACCACAAAUUCGAGUCCCAUUGUGGCUGGCCUGCAUACUUCGACAGCAUUCCGGGAGCCGUCACUCGUCAUGAGGACAACACUUUUGGUAUGAGUCGCACUGAGAUCGUGUGCUCCAACUGCGGUGGACAUCUGGGCCAUGUCUUCAAGGGAGAAGGGUACAAAAACCCAAUCGACGAGCGACACUGCGUGAACAGUGUCAGUCUAAAGUUCUCGCCCGAGGACAAAGUGAAGAAGCAGGACGAGGCACCACGCAUCUAGGCCGUCACCAUCUGUACCCCUUUUCAUGUAUUAUGUUUUAUGAUCUGCCCGAGCAUUGUCCAAGUUUGAAUUAGCAGAAAUUAGAGACUCACUCCGGUCUGAAUAUGAAUAUGAUCUACCAAGUCAUGAGUAGCAUUUUGUACCAUUACACGAAUAUUUGGGCCAUAUAGCUAGGCACUGAAAAAAUGUGGUACUAUGUUAAUGAGUCUCCCGUACAAGAAAUCGGGCCUAAUGAAC